Messenger RNA from Stegodyphus dumicola, 5998 nucleotides. RefSeq lists its product as uncharacterized. The record is from RefSeq and is a predicted model, not a curated record. Gene Ontology annotation, cellular component: nucleus; endoplasmic reticulum membrane. Gene Ontology annotation, biological process: positive regulation of DNA-templated transcription; protein autoprocessing. Gene Ontology annotation, molecular function: DNA-binding transcription factor activity; sequence-specific DNA binding. NCBI's taxonomy places the organism in Eukaryota, Metazoa, Arthropoda, Arachnida, Araneae, Eresidae.
AGCGGCACAUUUCGUCUUAUCAUUGGCCAACCCUUCCUCUGAGAACCUAACGGUAAGUCCACCCCUUCCCCGUCGAACGGUCAGCUGAUUUACCUUCGUUUAUUCUCUCUCUUUCGAUAGAAUUAGGGCAGGCCUAAGGAAGGAAUGGAGCGAGAGCGAAAAGAAAAGAAAAAAAAAAAAAAAAAAGGCAAUAAACGAAAACAAAACAAAACCGUUGGUCGCGCAGAAAAUGGGCUUUCUAAUAACGUGGGCCAGUUUUUGACUUUGAAAGCGGCAAGCAUGCAGUGUUGAUGAAGUCUUGCCCAGCAGAGGAAUUUUCUUCGGACUUUUUCAACUGGGGUUCUUUUUUGUGCGUUUGUUUUAAGCCGUAAACUGUACCAUUCUUGAUGUGCCGGACGGAACUGUAAUCCUUUGUUUUUUCCGUCCUUGUGAAUUGAAAUCCUUCUUACAUGCGCAAAAAUUUGAAAGGAUUCAGCUGAACUCUUUUUUCGACUUCUUUGACUCUCCAAAGCCUUUAGGUCUUUAAAAAAAAAAAAAAAAAAAAAAAAAAAAAGACUUUUUUUGUUUAGCGAUUUUUUUAUUUUAAAAGCAUCGAAAGUGGUAGUGGUGUCAAAUGCUGUAUUGGAUGGUCAUGAUUGCUACUGAUUCGUUAUACAUGGUAUAAUGACUUUGCAAAAGAAAAAUUCUUGUAAACAGUGAUUUGGAAGGAGGUUGAUCUACGUUUAACCUUCACUGCCUUGAAAAAGAAAUCGCAUUAAUUAUAUAAUUAGCAAUUAAUUAGUUAAUUAUUAAGCAUAUCCAGACUUUUCCGUCAGCUGUCUAAAAGCAUAUUCAUAGGCUGACGUUCCUAUUAUAUAUCUUGUGAUAAAUCACAAAUUUUAAUACUGGUAUCUUCGAUUAGAGAUUUACAGAAAGUAUUUUAAAAUUUUUUCGAGUCUUGUAUUUGCUUCUUGUCUCAAGCAGGAUUUAAAAGAUUUUAUUGAUUUAUCGAAUUAUAAAAUUAAAUUAAUUUUAACAGUUUAUAUCUGGAGGUUAGACCUGUUUCUGUCAUCUGCAUUUUACAUUGAACAGUAGUCUUACUAUCUACGAAGAUUUAUAAAGACGAAGAGAGCUCAAUCAGCGGCUUCGCUGUGGUAUUUUCUGAGACAUGUAGUGUGCUAUGAAUUAUGCAGGCCGGGAAGUUUUAAAUGGUAUAGAUAACGAGGCUUUGGAUUUUAGUGAACUAGAAGAUUACUUGAAUAGCGAUGGUGACAAAAGUAACGAGUACUUUCAAGAUGAACUGGUCAACAAUGAUUUAAAGAUAUGUGAUUUGUUGCCCAAAUCGCAGCGUCCGAUUGUACCCCAUAGUCCAAGUACACCCCACAGCGUUACCAAUCACACAAUAAUUGGAAAAUCUCUCUCACCUGCAUUACAUCACGUAGAAUCAUCAAAGAACCUCUCUCAUCAUAUCGUUGAGCCCAUUACACUUACUAAUCAUUCUCUAAAUAAAAGUAUAAAGAAUAUUAAUGUAAACCUUCCAGAAAGUCCACCUGAUUCAGGAUCGGAACCUCCCUUGUCACCUGCACAAUCAGAAAUUUGCUUGCAUGGCAACGAAGAUAUUACAGUUUCUGAAAAAAUGAUGCAACCUUCAGGAGACUUGAAACAGUAUAUGAGUUAUAAUAACACACAACCAUUAAAGCAUUUAUCAGAAACAUCAUUAUCCUUAAGCCAGUCACUGCAGCUGUCUAAUCCACCACAAGCAGUGCAGGCACCUAUACCUCCUCAUUCAACUGUAUCUCAAACUCUAUCUGCUGUGCCAAGCCAAAGUGCAUCAGUUGGAUCUGUUCUUACUCACCUGCAGCACCAUAUUCCGACUUCACUCACAUCAGGGCUUGGUUUACAACCACAGACACUUGGGCCACCAGCUCCCCAUUUAAGUUCACUAUAUGAUAGCAAUGAAGAUUUUCUGUGUGAUAACUUGGAGAGCAACAACACUAACCACAAAAAGCGUAAGCUCACGGAAAAUCACAAAAAUGUGGUUAAUAACAACAUGCUCAAUGGGAUGAUGAAUGUUAAACAAGAAGCAGGUGGAAUCUCACCUGAACCGCAUACAAAUACCCCUGUUCUUUCAACUACUGAUGAUGAAUAUAGUUUUGAUUUUAGUGGACCUGAUGGAUCUGGGAUGUUUCUAGAAUCUGCAUAUCAGUGUAUUAGAUUUCAGCCAUUUCAACAAAAUACAUGGGCUAUACUUUGUGAUCACACAUUAAAAGAAUUACCACCUCCAAACUACAGGGUUGAUGCUGAUAAAGGAUUCAAUUUCAGUAAUGCUGAUGAUGCUUUUGUUUGUCAGAAAAAGAAUCAUUUCCAAGUUACUGUUCAUAUUCAACCUAUUGGUGAACCUCACUAUGUGAAGACACCUGAUGGAGUGAAAAAAAUUGAUCAUUUCUACCUGCAUUUUAAUGGCGUCAAGGUUGAGUCUCCAAGUCAAACAAUCAAAGUUGAACAAUCACAGUCUGAUAGAAGUAAAAAACCUUUUCAUCCUGUUCCUUUGGAACUGACUCCUGACCAAGUAACCAAGACUACAGUUGGACGUUUACAUUUCAGUGAAACAACUUCCAAUAAUAUGAGAAAAAAAGGCAAACCAAAUCCUGAUCAGAGGUAUUUCUAUCUUGUAGUCAGCUUAUGUGUUGCUUCAGGAGAUUCAAAUUAUACUGUAAUUGCUCAUGCAUCAGAAAGGAUCAUAGUCAGGGCAUCAAAUCCUGGACAGUUUGAAAAUGACAUGGAAUUGUCAUGGCAAAGGGGACAGCUAGCAGAUUCAAUCUAUCAUGCUGGUCGUGUGGGCAUCAAUACUGACAGACCAGAUGAAGCACUUGUUGUUCAUGGUAAUAUGAAAGUUACAGGCCAUAUAGUUCAACCUUCAGAUGCUCGAGCCAAAACAAAUAUUGAAGAGGUGGAUACUAAAGAGCAGUUAAAAAAUGUGGCAAAUAUGAGGAUUGUACGGUAUCAGUACCUUCCAGAAUUUGCAAAACAUAUUGGUUUGGGUGAAGAAAACUCCACAAGUACAGGUAUCAUUGCUCAGGAAGUUCAGACACUUAUACCAGAUGCAGUACAAGGUGCAGGAGAUAUUCUCCUCCCAAAUGGACAACACAUAGAAAAUUUUCUUGUUGUGAAUAAGGAACGCAUUUUCAUGGAAAAUGUUGGGGCAGUCAAAGAGCUUUGCAAAGUUACAGAUAAUUUAGAAACACGUAUUGAUGAGCUAGAAAAAGUUAAUAAAAAACUGAGCAAAAUUAAAAGGAUAGAUAGCUUGAAAUCAACAUCCAGUGGCAGUACAGUAACUAGUCAUAUGAGUACCCUCAAUUCAUCAAAAAGAACCUCUCGACAUCCUUACCAGUACAAGCAUACUGCAGUGAAAAAUAUUUGUGCUGAAGAUGACCAUUAUUGCACAAAUCACUUCUUGCAAGGAAUAAUAGUCAUUUUAAUCCUUAUCAUGGCCAUCUGUUUGGCAGCUAUGGCAUCACUGUAUGUUUUAGAAUACAGAAAUCGACAUGUUCCUGUUCUACCUUUAGAUAUCAAUGAGAGAGCUUUGCUCAAUAUGACUAGCACAAAAGAACCAUCUCUUCAAUCAUUCUUAGAAUUUGACAAGACAUACUCAAGCUUUGAAAAUUCUAUUGCUGUUCAAGAAAAUAAGAAAGAUAACAACCGAUCUAAUCAACGAAUGAGCAAUGCAGGUUCAAAUAGUGUUACUCAGUCUCAAGAAACUACUGCCAUGUCACAUUCAUAUCGUAGUCUUCCUACAUCUAUUCCUAUACUGAAACCCAGAGUUAUUGGUACUCCAGCUACUUGUCGAAAUACUCGACAGCAAUAUUCAGAGUGUUCUAUGUACUGUUGUUCUCCAUCUGUCAGCCAAAGAAGAGCUAUGGUUCAAAUUAAUGAAGAAAUCUUACAUGCAAGACAUACUUAUGAUGAAAAAUCACAAGUACCUUUUCAUUCAAUAAAUCUCAGUGAAUCUCAUGUUUAUAGUGAGUUAGAGAAGGAUACAUAUAAUGCAAAUGUUGAAAGUUCUAGUGAUUUCUCAGCAACUGGUACAGAAAGUACAAGUUCACCAUAUGAGCCUACAACUGCUGUUUCAUAUUCAUCUGCUUUUUCUGCAGAAAAAGCAGAAGAACAUUCUGUUCAUCAAAAUCAAUUAAAACCUAGUCGGGAUAUGAUGAUGGCUUCAAGAGGGAAAAGUUUGAAUGAUAAAAACUCAACAGAAGAAAAUAGCAGUGUUGAUAAUGAAAAAGUUCCCAUAUCAAAUCAGUUUGAUCAAAAAAUAAAGAACAUUUUCAAAAAUGAUAAAGUGUCUAUGGUAACUGCUGAUUCGGGUAAAAGGACACGGAGGGGCACUAAACCAUUUGCAAGAAAAGAUUUACCCAAAUCAAUAGAAUAUUUAAGGCUGUUGGAAUUGAAUACUACAAUUGGAUUUGAGUACUGUAACACUUUACAGUGUGCUCUUCGUACUGGUCCUCGCUUCAGUUACCUUAUACCUGUGUCUAAAUAUAUGGUGGAAGAAUACCUCACACUUCAAUUUAACCUUGCUGUGCCUCUAAUUGUGGAUCAUUGCCAGCCAGAUACAAAGCCUGUUGGGUGCCCAGUACCUCAAAAUGGUGCUGGUGAUUUACCACAUGAUUAUAUCAGGGAACAAAAUCUGACAGAGGAAGUGGAUCCAAGCUGGAGAUUACCAGUAGGUCUAUAUCUACAUAGUACAUACAGAUUCAGAGUUCAAGCACGAGCUGUUCAAGGUUCAGAUACGCCUUGUUCGUUACCUGCUACUGAGCUAGGUCACUCCUUCAUUGAAUUUAUCCUUGUUUUUCAAAGGGCAUGUGACAAAUAAAAAUGAAAAAUUUGUAAUUACCAACUUUUAAAAAUGCAAAGUCACAGAUCAAACUAAAUGUGCUGAUAACACAAAUUCAGUAGAUAAUUAAAUUUCUACUGUGAAUGUGCCAUUUUAUCCAUCUUGAAAGAUUACCAGAAGACUUGGACUUACAUACUAAUCUGGGAUCUACUGAAAGAGCAGGACUUUUUUUAUAUAAUGUUGUAUCAAAAUGAAUUAUAUUUUUGUGUGGAGGACUAUUUUUCCACCUAAGUUCAGUACAGCUAGCUAUCCAUCAUUUUAUUAUUCAUAAUUUUCAUCACACAGAAGUAUUGUUUGUUUCCAAGUGAAGUGCAAAAACCUUUGUGAUACAUUCCAUUUGUCCUAUCAUUGUGAAUACUUCAUUGUUUUAUUUGUUUAUUAUUGUUUCAAGGUCUACUUUUCUGGGGGUAAUUUUUUUUUCUCUUUGUUUUGUUUUACCUUAGUUGUACAAUAUUCAUAUGUGAUAAAUGUCAACAAAUAUAUAUAUAACACAUAUCCUGAAAGAAUUUUAUAGUGAUAAUCAAAUUAUUUUUCUGUGUUUGUUUUGUGUGACCUUUCUUAACUGAUAGAUAUAAGUUUUUAAAUAUGUAAAGAAAUCUCUAAUAUAUAUGUAUGAUCAUUUAUUUAAUGGUUUAAAUCAAAAUUGUUACUAAACUGAGGAAGAAGUACUGUGUAUUUUUAAGAUGCAAUAUAUCUACUUUUUAUAGCUGUUUAUUAUUAUUUAUAUACUGUUUAAUAACAUGCAUUUUAAGAAUUUUUUUAAAUGAGUUAAGUUAUUUAUCAUUUUUGAAUAAUGCAGUAUUUUACUCAAUUUCAGUUUUAUGUCAUUUUGGGAGGUAUAGAAAGAUGGUGACAAAAUUUUUCAGUGGCUUAGAAUUGUUUUUCAUAAAACAUAGUUAACUUAUUUUGUAAUAGCAGUAACAGGGUGAAUGAAAAGUUCCUGAACUAUGAAUUUAUUUAAACUGAAUAAACAAUGCAAAUGUUUUGCAGAGUGGUGGUGCAAUAUGAUUCAUGUUUGAAUAUUCAGAGUGAAGUUGAAUAUUUUAAUUGUGACAAUGAUGCACAUAUGAUGUUGUCUUGCACCAUAUAAAUUCUGCAAAGAUCUCACAAAUGCUUACCUUAUUC